This is a messenger RNA of Arctia plantaginis, 435 nucleotides long. The record is from the annotation of a GenBank genome assembly. Lineage: Eukaryota; Metazoa; Arthropoda; Insecta; Lepidoptera; Erebidae.
AUGAAAUCCUUCCUGAUCCUGUGCGCUCUGGUGGCUGUCUGCGCUGGUGGCGCAAUCCGCGAGAAGCGCGGCUACAGCAGCGGCUGGAGCGGUUACGGUGGAGGACUGAGCGGCGGCUGGAAUGGUGGGUACGGCGGUGGAUACGGCGGCGGAUACGGUGGUGGAUACAGCGGCGGAUACGGCGGUGGCUACUCCGCGCCUGCCGCGAAGGUCAUCGCCAUUAAUAAGGUGGUGAACGUACAACGCGAGGUCAGCGUACCGCAGGUGAUCCAUGUACGCAAGGUCAUCUCUGAGCCGCGUGUCAUCACUGUCAAGAAAGUUGUGCCAAUUUCUAAUGGUUACUCCGGUGGAUAUUCCGGUGGAUACUCUAGUGGUAACGGUGGAUACUCUGGUGGAUACUCUGGCGGUUACUCCAGCGGAUCUGGUUGGUGGUAG